Rhincodon typus (whale shark) is the source of this 3401-nucleotide messenger RNA. RefSeq names its product general transcription factor IIIC, polypeptide 3 (gene gtf3c3). The coding region runs from base 124 to 1626 and encodes 500 amino acids. The transcript has 11 exons. Gene Ontology annotation, biological process: transcription by RNA polymerase III. Gene Ontology annotation, molecular function: protein binding. Lineage: Eukaryota; Metazoa; Chordata; Chondrichthyes; Orectolobiformes; Rhincodontidae. The record is from RefSeq and is a predicted model, not a curated record. Gene Ontology annotation, cellular component: transcription factor TFIIIC complex.
CUUUAUAGGUUAUAACUAAGUUUACUGAAGUUGUGGUUGAAAAAGUUGCCAUCAAACAAGAUCUUUUAGAAGAAUCUGCGGAAGCGUCCUUAAUGUAGAAAAAAACUGAAAGCACUUUACAGAAUGAAAAAGAGGAUUAAAAUAAAGCGUGAUUCAAAGAAACAGACAUCAAGCCAUGGAACUGCUGGGAAUGAUAUUACUUACAACUGUCAGAUCCCAGAAGCGGUCCCCAUAGACAUCCGAGUCAAGCUGAUAGUGUGUUUGAUUCAUCUCCAUAUCCUCAAGCCUCUUGAUCUUUUGAUGACAAACUUAAUGGAACAGAACCCUGAAGACAUGGGAGAUCUUUAUUUAGAUGUAGCUGAAGCUUUUCUAGAGAUUGGUGAAUAUAACUCUGCAUUGCCCCUUUUGAGUGCCCUCGUCUGUUCGGAACGGUACAACCUUGCAGUUGUUUGGCUUCGUCAUGCAGAGUGUCUGAAAGCCUUGGGACAUAUGGAGCUUGCAGCAGAGAGUUACACCAAAGUGGUGGCAAUGGCACCUUUGCACCUGGAUGCACGUAUUUCCUUAUCAACAUUACAACAACAACUAGGGCGACCGGAGAAAGCUCUUGAGGCUUUGGAAUCAAUGCAUGAUCCUGAAACUCUAGCACAUGAUGCAAAUGCAGCUCAACAGGAACUGAAGCUGUUACUCCAUCGCUCUACCUUACUCUAUUCCCAAAAAAAGUUGCCAGAUUAUGUGGAUGCUUUACUUGCAAUGCUAGCAAUGCUUUUAAAGGUCGCAAUGAGCAGAGCGCAAGUUUCAUUGGUUUCAAGUUCCAAAAGUGGGGAAAAGCACCUAUAUCUUGUAAAGGACUUGAGAGAUAAAAUUAGUGAUAUUGAUGAUCAGGAAGCUGCAUAUUUGGAUGUUAAAGGGAAAACUAGUGUACUGAAUAAGGAUGACUGGUGGAAUUUAUUGCUAAAAGCUAUUUACACAUUAUGUGACCUCAAACGUUUCAAAGAAGCUGAACUCUUGGUUGAUUCUUCGUUGGAAUACUACUCAUUUUAUGAUGAUCGGCAGAAACGGAAAGAGUUAGAAUACUUUGGCCUGUCUGCUGCAGUUCUGGAUAACAACUUCAGAAAAGCGUAUAAUUAUAUCAGGGUUAUGGUGAUGGAAAAUGUGAACAGACCUCAACUGUGGAAUAUCUUUAACCAAGUUACUAUGCACUCUCAAGAUUUGAGGCACCAUCGUUUUUGCCUGCGACUAAUGCUAAAACACCCAGAUAACCAUGCACUCUGUGUACUUAAUGGACACAAUGCUUUUGUGGCUGGAAGCUUCAAGCAUGCUUUAGGUCAGUAUGUUCAGGCUUUCAGGAUUCAACCUAAUGAACCCUUAUACAGUCUCUGUGUCGGCCUAACCUUUAUUCAUAUGGCAUCUCAGAAGUUUGUUUUAAAACGGCACCCUCUUCUGGUGCAGGGAUUCUCCUUUCUGACACGGUAUAUGGAACUUCGAGGGCCCUGCCAAGAAGUAUAUUAUAACAUAGGACGUGCAUUACAUCAACUGGGUCUUGUGCAUUUUGCAAUUCAUUAUUAUGAAAAGGCAUUGGAGCUCCCACCUCUUCAAUUAGAGGUACGAAGUAUGUUAGAAAUCUAAACAGUUAAAACAUUUUUUUCUCAUACUCAACAUUGAUACAGAGGGUAGAAGAUAUAGUGGACAAACAGAGGAAUUCACUAGUUUGCUGGCACCAUCUCAACUUCAGGAAUAACUUCUACAUAUUUAACAAAUCAUUAAAUUACAGGAUCAUUUGAUGGUUUGUGCUAGAUUUCGUGCUAAAUGGAUUGAAUUUUUUCUUCUUGUUUCUACAUUUCUAAUUGAUUCAAUAUUUGUAACUUUAAUUUCAGCAAUCAUUUGGUACCUUGAAAAGUUUUGGAUUUUUACAUGACUGUUGGUAAACUUAAUAUGUAACUGGUGUGAUUUCAUCCCUGGUCUUUGCAUGGUUAGCUAAACACAAAUGGGCAGCAAUGUGGACUUCAUAGUCCAGGCCUAUGGAUAGGAAAAAGCAGCAAAUGUUUGUUAAGUUAUGAUAUAGAAUCAUAGAAUCCCCACCAUGCAGAAAGAAGCCAUUUGGCUCAACGAGUCUGCACCGACCUUCCAAAGAGCAUUCCUCCCUAUCCCCUUACACCACAUUUCCCAUGGCUAUUCCACUUAACCUACACAUCCCUGGACACUAUGAAGCAAUUUAGCAUGGCUAAUCCACUGAACCUGCACAUCUUUGGACUGUGGGAAGAAACUGGAACACCUGGCGGAAACCCAUGCGGACAUGGGGAGAAUGUGCAAACUCCACACAGACAGUUAGGCUGGACUCAAACCUUGGGUCCCUGGUGCUGUGAGCCAGCAGUGCUGACCACUGAGCUAUCAUGUCGCCCAAGAAACCCCUGCCAUUGCUCACUGGAGGUCUUGUCUUCUAACUACAAAAUUUUGCUAUAAGCUGAACAUGACCACAAGCAACAGUCAGCUUCAUUAGAAAAUUGAGCUGGAAACAAGACACGGCUGAAAUUUAAACCCAGGAUCACCCGUUUACUAAAUACCCACUAACCCUCAGUGCCACCUAGUGUACAGAUAAUAACCCAAUGUACCGGCCAGUGUUAUAACUCCUGCUAGAAGUUAUGUGUUUGGAAAUUUGCUGAGGAUAGAAUUUGCUACUUUGUAUAAACAGCACUUAAACAUUCAAUUGAAGGUUGGUUUCUUGGGAAAAUGGCCAGAAUUGUUACCUGUGGAACCAUUACCCAAGCAAGAGUUGUUGUCACCUGGGGAGGGUGUUUUUAUUUGGUUCUAAUAGUCAUCCCUAUAUUAUUAUGAUUUUCCUUUGCAUUUUUGUGCUGCACAAAAUGGCUUUGGGAGUAAAGUGCUUCAGCCAAUGUGUGUUUUCAUAUUCCAAAGGGCACUAAGAUGAAAGGUAGUUAAAAUGUUAAUAAGUUAAGUUCUGUUGUUGUUUUGCCAAAGACUGAGUGAUUCACAAGGCUGCCUUGGUAAUCAAUAAAUACAUAAUUUGCAAAAUAUUGGUGGGCUCUUAAUUCAGGGUGUGCUCAACUGCAAUGGACUAAUGUAGACUCUGCCCAUAUUCUGAACAAAAGGACGUUAACAUAAAAUAGAAAUACAUACAAUGCUUUUUAAAAACUGCAGACUAUGAGGACAAACUUUCCACAAGCUCAAACAGUUAGGAUACAAGAUGAUGGUUAGAAGUUCACCACAAUCAUCUAGCUAAAAUAUUGAAUUAUGAAAGCAGGUUGCAGAGUUAAGGGUCAAUUCAAAAUUUUGAGAUUGAUAAUUUUCUUUUAUACAAGCAUGUUAAGGAUCUUAAAUAAAGGUGGGUAAGUGGAGUUGAGAUAAAGAUCAGCCAUGAACUAAUUGCAUGGCGGUGAUGAACG